Varanus komodoensis (Komodo dragon) is the source of this 2893-nucleotide messenger RNA. It is a transcript of the gene MAPK3, whose product is annotated as mitogen-activated protein kinase 3. The transcript has 9 exons. The coding region runs from base 85 to 1215 and encodes 376 amino acids. The record is from RefSeq and is a predicted model, not a curated record. Lineage: Eukaryota; Metazoa; Chordata; Lepidosauria; Squamata; Varanidae. Gene Ontology annotation, biological process: intracellular signal transduction; protein phosphorylation. Gene Ontology annotation, molecular function: MAP kinase activity; ATP binding. Gene Ontology annotation, cellular component: nucleus; cytoplasm.
GCAUGCGCACUGUUCUCGGGCGGUGUCGGUUCCGGGUAAAGCUGCGAUAGGAGCGGCUGCAGGAGCCUCUUGAUUAGAUCGGCCAUGGCGGCAGCGGCGGCGACAGCGGCCCCAGGCGGGGCAGGGGCUGUCCCGGUACCUGGAGCGCCAAGGCUGGGAGUGGAGAUGGUGAAAGGGCAGGUGUUUGACGUGGGGCCGCGCUAUACGGACCUGCAGUAUAUUGGCGAAGGAGCGUACGGCAUGGUCUGCUCUGCAUAUGACCAUGUCAACAAGAUCCGGGCUGCCAUCAAAAAGAUCAGUCCCUUUGAGCACCAGACAUACUGCCAACGCACACUGCGAGAAAUCAAGAUCCUCUUGCGCUUCAAGCAUGAGAAUGUCAUUGGCAUCAAUGACAUUCUCCGAGCACCCACCAUUGAUCAGAUGCGUGAUGUAUAUAUUGUUCAGGAUUUGAUGGAGACAGAUCUGUAUAAGCUGCUGAAGACGCAGCAGCUCAGCAACGAUCACAUCUGCUACUUUCUCUAUCAGAUUCUCCGAGGGCUGAAAUACAUUCACUCUGCCAAUGUGCUUCAUCGGGAUCUGAAGCCCAGCAAUCUUCUAAUCAACACCACAUGUGACCUGAAGAUCUGUGACUUUGGCCUGGCCCGGAUUGCUGACCCAGAUCAUGACCAUACAGGUUUCUUGACAGAGUAUGUUGCCACCCGCUGGUACCGAGCCCCUGAAAUCAUGCUCAAUUCUAAGGGCUACACCAAGUCCAUUGAUAUAUGGUCUGUGGGCUGCAUCCUGGCCGAGAUGCUGUCAAACCGGCCCAUCUUCCCUGGCAAGCACUACCUGGACCAGCUCAACCACAUCCUGGGUAUACUGGGUUCUCCCUCUCAGGAUGACCUGAAUUGCAUCAUCAACAUGAAAGCUCGCAACUAUCUCCAGUCACUGCCCCAAAAACCCAAGGUUCCCUGGGCCAAGCUCUUCCCAAAGGCUGAUCCCAAAGCUCUGGACCUACUGGACAAAAUGUUGACCUUUAAUCCCAAUAAGCGCAUCACAGUGGAGGAGUCUUUGGCCCAUCCUUACCUAGAGCAGUACUACGAUCCCUCAGAUGAGCCAGUUGCUGAGGAACCAUUCACUUUUGACAUGGAGCUGGAUGACCUGCCCAAAGAGAAGCUGAAAGAACUGAUAUUUGAGGAGACGGCACGAUUCCAGCCUGGCUACCAAGGGCCCUGAGGGGCUGUUUAGACCACUGGUCUCUGCUUCACCAGGAGAUGAUUUGGGACUGUACCCAGCUCCCCUACUGGAUUUUUGAAGGGAGCACAGGAUUCAGGGGGCACCAAUUUGGAGGUGCCCCUAUCGACUUGCUGUACAACUGCGCUUUGCUACGUGGCUGUGAACCCUGGUAACCCAUCUCUGGACCCCCUUAAUGUGAUGUGUUGGGGUGAGACCCUGGUGCCCAGGUUGGGGAAAGGGAGGGUCUGUUACCCUCCCCUACAGAAGGGAAAAGAAAUCAGUUCCCCUUAUCCUUUAUUUCUCCCUUCAAAUAAAUUGAAAGGGGGGAUGUCAUCUCCUUUUUUGGCAUUUUAUUGUCUUUGUUAAUGAGUUAAUAAACUAAUGCUAUUUUUAGCAGGGCCAUUUUCUGAUCCCUUGGGCAUUAUUAGCAAGGGGAGUUGAAUAUAAAAUCCUGGCUUCUGGACUCUCCCUCUUAUAAUCCACUGAACCCCACUGCCUUUUGAAAACUGGGAAAAGAAGCAAAAGGUUCUGGCACCCAGCAUUCCUCAAGAACCCAGGAGUCCUGGUUCCUCCCUGCACAAAUGGAGGGCAUGUCUGUGCUGGGUUUUGUCCCCUGGUUAGUGCCAUUUUUGAAACAUCUGUAAUGCACAUCUAAUCUUGGUCAUCGCUGUGGGAAACAUCUGGUACGUAAUGCAGGAUAAGAUCCUUUAUAAUCUGAAAAGUGUGCCUAGCUUGAAGAGGGGCAAGUGUUCCCCUUCUUCUGCUUUAACUGCAUCAUUUAAAAAGCUGUGCAGAUGGAAAAGGCUUCCAGCCUCAUCUACUUCCUCUGGCUGGAGAAGGUAGGGCUUGCAGUUGCCCACCUCUCGCUCCUCACCACCCUGUUGCAUCUGAAACUGUGCGGCUGGGUAUGUAACAUACUUCAAGAAACUAGUUGGCAUAUGUGAUGCCAUGGCACUUUGCCAUCUUGCAACUAUGAACUAAUAUAGCUGCCCUCUAAUUUUCCCCCACUCAAUGAUAUUUUUAAACUGUGUGCAAAUUUUUUAACCCCAUCAUGCAAAACUAAAUCCAAAAAGAGUGGAACCUGCAGCAAUCGGGCAACUGUAAAUUUAAAAGGAAGGGAGAGGCUGAGAAAAUGAUGGACGAUCACAUCUGUGUGUGCUGUGAGGGGACAGCCCAGCUACCCCAUAGCUACCAAGUGGUGUGGGUGGACAAGAUAUUUCAGACGUGUGAGCACUAAAAAGAGCUGAAGAGUCCAGUGUCCACUGUAAGGAGUGGGAAUGAACCCAUCUCAGUUGAAAGUGAGGGAGAGCCACAUUUUAGAUGGACUAACCUCUUCAGUCCUUAUCUACAUGCGUGCUAUUUAGGGGUACCAAUUUGGAUGAUUGAGACUGCUGGAGCCUGCGGGUUCUCAAAGAUGGAGAUUGUAUAAGCAGAAUAAUUGGAGUGAGGGAUGUCUUUUGGUUUCCUCAGCUUUCCAGUUGAGUGAGGAGGAAGCCUCUCUUUCAGACAGUAUUGUCUAUCCGUUUAGGACUUGGCUGUGCUGACAUGUGAUGGGCUUCCUUCCUAGGAUAUGUAAAAUGUUGAGGAAAUUUGGAUUGAAGGGAAUUAAUGCCUCCCCAUCCCCUCCUGCUUUGAAUUGUAUAAAAACCUUGAAAUAAAUCAUUCCUUUAUUCCUUCA